CUCGCCCCGGGCCGGGCCCUGCCCCACCCUACUUUUCCUGGUAGAGAUGGGCUUGGCCAAGAGCGUCCCAGUCACUCCAGCGCGGCCCCCGCCGCACAACAAGCAUCUGGCUCGAGUGGCGGACCCUCGUUCACCUAGUGCCGGCAUCUUGCGCACUCCCAUCCAGGUGGAAAGCUCUCCACAACCUAGCCUACCAUCAGGGAAACAGCUGGAGGGUCCUAAUCAGACUCAGGACUCCGAUCCCCGCUCUCCUACCCUUGGCAUUGCACGGACUCCUAUGAAGACCAGCACCAGUGAACCUCCAAGCCCACUGGUGAAGCAGCUUAGUGAAGUACUUGACACCGAAGCCCCCAAAUCAAAUCUUUCCCCAAAGUCUGUUCUGCCCCUGGAGACACCUUCAUCUUCUGAAUUGGACUUGCCUCUGGGCACCCAAUUAUCCGCUGAGGACCAGAUGCCACCUCUGAGCCAAACUGAGCUCCCCUCCAAACAGGUGUUUUCCAAGGAGGAAGCAGGACAGCCCACAGAAACCGCUGUGGCCAGCCGGGGCUCAGACAAGCCCUUGAGAGACCCUGAGACUCCCCGAUCUUCAGGUUCUAAUCGUAAUAGACGGAAGCCAAAUGGCAAGGUACUAGGGAGGUCCCCCCUCACCAUCCUGCAGGAUGACAACUCCCCUGGGACCCUGACACCACGACAGGGUAAGUGGCCUUCUCCCCUGAGUGAAAAUGUUAGAGAACUAAAAGAAGUGACCAUCCUGGGAACUGGACGACUUCUGAAAACUGGAGGGCGAGCAUGGGAGCAAGGCCAGGACCAUGACAAGGAAAAUCAGCACUUUCCCUUGGUAGAGAACUAGGCCCUGUUUGGCCCUAGCACUGGAAUCACCUGGGGCCUAGUGAUGUCCUGUGUCCUCUCACCCCUUCUUUCCCUGGGGUACUGAGAAAUGGCUUGUUUUCUUUGACUCCCCCUAAACUACCAACUCUGAGACUGAGAGUUUGAUUGGGCUUUCUUUGUGUCUUA
This is a messenger RNA of Trichechus manatus latirostris (Florida manatee), 1014 nucleotides long. RefSeq names its product cell division cycle associated 3 (gene CDCA3). NCBI's taxonomy places the organism in Eukaryota, Metazoa, Chordata, Mammalia, Sirenia, Trichechidae. The transcript is spliced from 5 exons. The record is from RefSeq and is a predicted model, not a curated record. The coding region runs from base 47 to 850 and encodes 267 amino acids.